AUGAGAAAAUUCAAACGAGUUAUUCAUAAACAAUUUGGUGGUGUGGGCAAUUUCUUUGCAAUGAUUAUUCUAGUCUCAAUUACUGUGAUUUUUAUAAAUACAUAUGUUCUUUCAAAACGAAAUCUAUCCGAUAAUCCAUCAGAUAAAAACUUCCGUAUACGUGACCAAAUAUAUAAUCAAAAUCAAACAGACGAAUAUCCUACUUUACAGCAACAAACAAAAUGGCCAUCAGUUGCAGAUGCUGGCUGUGAAAUUGAUGAAAAAUGUUCAUAUGAUUCUAUUCCAUAUAAAGUUAUUUCAGGAAUUGGAACAGAACAAUAUCCAAUUAUAUGUUUUAAUAAUAAAUUACUAGUUCAUAAAAAUAUAAAAGAUCUAAAAAUUGGUCGUGGAUCUAAUAUAGUAGUAGUUGAUGGUAAAACUUAUGAUGUUAAAUUCAUAGAAACAUUUGAUACAUAUCUAGAAGAAAAUUUCUUUUUAAGAACUCUACGAUUAAAGUUAAAUGAUGGUGAUAUUUUGAUUUUAGCUAGUUUUGAUGAAAUGGUUUAUGCAUUAAGAGAAGCAUCAUUAUCAUUAUUAGAAAACUAUGGUAGUCAAGUAAUAAAAAAGGUUAAAUAUCGAGAUUCAUUUGUUAUGAUUGGUCAAAAAGGACUGGCACGUGGAAAAGCUAUUGAAAUGCAUCAAUCAAAAGGUAAACGUGAAUUUGGUUCAGCUGCACAUAUUAGUGGUUGUGCUCAAUUUCCUUUGGGUCGAAUAACUCCACUUUCAUUUCCAAAUAUGGAAGUUAAUAAAGCAGGAAAAAUUGUUGUUAGUAAAACUGUUGAAAAUUGUGGUUUAUUUCAAACAUGUAAAGAAAAUGAAUUUGCCGUACAUGUUUAUACAGGAAAAGAUAAUAAUGAUGAACCAAAAAUAUGUGUUGAUGGAAAAUAUGUUAUUUCAAAAGGUAUUAAUGAUGCUGGUCGUGGUUUAAAUAUAGUUGUUGUUUCAAAUGGUAAAGAAAUUAUUCGAACAGGACAUUUUGAUACAUGGAAAGAUGAUAGUACAAAUUUAGAAAUCUUUCUUGAAAAUCUUGAAGAUAAUGUUAUUAUUAUUGCUGUUACAUUUGAUGAAGCAUCAUUAAAGCUUAGUCAGCACAGUAAAACUCUUUUUUUUGAUCUUGGAAGUGCAACUAUACAAAAUUUGAAAUAUCGUGAUGUUUGGGCACUUGUGGGACAAAAGGGCAUUAAAGGUUUUAGCCCUUAUGAAGAGAUUUCAUAUGCAGGAGUGGGAAGUACUUAUGCACCUCCAAUUGACAAACGAAUGUGUAUACCACAAACAUUAAAAGGUGUUCCAAUUCGACCUGAUCCAUUACCAUAUCGAAAUGAUAAACGACGUGAAUUUUGUUCACGUUAUGAUGGUUAUGGAGAUUUUUGUACUGGUACAAAUCUUGAUAAAAAUUUAGUUGCAAUUCCAUUAAUAAAUAAAACAUUAGAAGACAAUCCAAUUUAUUCAACACCAAUUUUAAUUAUUGCUGGUAUUUCACAUAAUUCUCUUCGAAUGUGUUUGGAAACAUUAUUAAUGCAACCAGGAAUUAAUGUUGAAAAUGUUAUUGUUGCUGUUGAUGAAAAAUUUACUGAACCACUUGCUUUAAUUGAUCUAUUUGGAUUUCGUGGUGAAAAAACAUCGAAUAGUUCGACAUAUAUUGAACAUUAUGAAAAAUCAUUGAAAAGAGUUUGGGAAAUAUAUUCGAAUAAAGAUAAAAUAAUUGUUAUUGAAGAAGAUCUUAUUUUAUCACCAGAUUUUCUUUAUACACUUGCAUUAUUAAGUGAAACAUUUCGAAAAGAUGAAACAAUUGGUGCAAUUCAAAUGUGGAAUCCGAAUUCUUAUGAUAUUAUUAAUGGUUCAGUCGAAUUAAUUUAUCGUGUUGAUCAAUUUUAUGGUUUAGGUUAUUUAUUAAGACGUUCAUUUUAUGAGAAAAAUAUGAAAGAUUCAUUUAAAGAUUGUUGUUCGAAACGAGUUUGGGAAAAAUGGACAUUUUCUGAUACACCAUCAUCAUCAUUUUUAAUGCCUGAUGUUUCAAGAGUAUUUCGACGACCUAUAGAUGGCAAUCGAAUUAAUACAAAACAUGUUGAAACACUUUUUAAUCGAAGACGAAGAACAUGUUUAAAUCCAUUUCCACCAUUAUCAAAUAUUGAUAUACUUCGAAAAGAUAAAUAUGAUGCACAAUUGACUAAAUCAGUAAAUUCUGCAACAUUAAUCAAAUCAUCGGAAGGAUGCGAGACAAUCAAUAAUAAUGUGUACAAUUUAAUACAAAGUCAAAAUACAUCUAAUACAUUUAAAUACGUCUAUCAUCAAGAAUCAUUAAAUGAUGUAGCAUCUCUUCUACCAAUUUUGUCUUGUUUUGAACUUUUUCCAUAUGAACCACUUGGCCUUUAUCAUGGUAUAUUACGUUUCAAUUCAAAUCAAUAUCAUUUUUAUCUUGUUGGAUCAAAAUCACCUCAUUAUGCAAAUGUUUAA
This is a messenger RNA of Rotaria sordida, 2493 nucleotides long. Lineage: Eukaryota; Metazoa; Rotifera; Eurotatoria; Philodinida; Philodinidae. The record is from the annotation of a GenBank genome assembly.